Messenger RNA from Cryptosporidium ubiquitum, 1482 nucleotides. RefSeq names its product nucleolar protein NOP52. Bases 1 to 1482 code for a protein of 493 amino acids. Lineage: Eukaryota; Apicomplexa; Conoidasida; Eucoccidiorida; Cryptosporidiidae. Gene Ontology annotation, cellular component: preribosome, large subunit precursor; preribosome, small subunit precursor; nucleus. The transcript has a single exon. Gene Ontology annotation, biological process: rRNA processing. The record is from RefSeq and is a predicted model, not a curated record.
AUGAAGGGUAAUUCUAAAAAUGAAAAUGAGCUUCUUAUGAGGUUAUCAAAGACUCUAACUAGUGUGAGUCCUGCAAGUCGUAAAAAGGGUUUAGAUAUUAUAACUAGAUAUAUAUCAAAACACAAUAAUUCAAUGACACGUUUACAAAUGCUGAAAAUAUGGAAGGGACUUUAUUACAGUAUGUGGCUUUCAGAUAAAGUUUUGAUUCAAAGAGAAAUUGCAGUUAAUAUUUCACAAUUACAGAGAAUGUUUGAGGUAAAAGAGUGUUUUUUCUUAUUUAUUGAAGAGUUCUAUUUAAUGAUGAGAUUUAGAUGGGAUGGUAUGGAUCAUUAUAGAAUGGAUAAAUUUACGUUUUUACAAAGAACAAUGCUUGCUGAAUCACUCGAUAUACUCAGUAAAAAAAACUUUGACCCUGAAUUUACAAAAGGUCUAUUUAAUAUCUAUCGUAGCUGUUUGUUUGAUGAUAAUAUAGGAAAUGAGAAAUUGAUAGGUAAAAAAAGAAAGUUUUUUAUGAUUGAUGACAAAGUAAAUGAUGCAAAUGAAGUUAAUUCAACAAAUGAAUCAUACACAGGCAGGUCUACGGGCAUUGGGAUAUCUUUGAUUUUUUGUAAACAAUUCCCACAAGAGCUUGUUUAUUUAUUAUAUGAACAAUAUAAACUUAUAAAUAAGAAUUCAUCCAACUCGAAUUUAUUUAAUAAAUCUAUUUCUUCGUUUUUAAAUGAAUAUGCUGAGUUCAUUACUAAUAUUAUCAAAUCAUGCACCGUUAACUCAACUUUGUCAGAAAAUAUUUAUAGUCAGUUGAUUCUGAAAUUAUUUGAUUUUGAUCUACUUUUUGAUCAAGUCAUAUGCGAUAUUGAGAAUUUAAACAUUGAUCAGGAAGAAAGGAAUUUAAUUUCCUGUUUUUUAUCGGAUAAUAUGGUUAAUCUUAUGUCAAUAUUACAGUCUAAUCUUUCUGUUCUUUCCAAAUCUAAUGACAGCUCAAUUACUCAAAGUAAAAGAAAUAAUAUAUACUCAACUUUGGAAAAGAUAGGUACUUUUUUAAAGAAUAAUACAAUAUCUUCAAACAAACUACCAAAGGUUUCGAAAAACAAAAAGAAAAUUUUAUCAAAGAAACUGGAGAAUGUCAAUUAUGAAGGCAAUUAUGAAGAAGAUAAAGAGAAGAGAGUAAGAUUUGACAUGUCAAAAAAUGUUCGUAUGCUCCUUCCUGAUUCUAUAUCUACAUCGAGAGCUCUUGUGAAGAUUUUUGAUAAGAAAAAUGAUGUGAAGGGAAAUAAUGAACUAAAUUGUAUUUUAUUUAGGUCUUCACCAGAUUCUGACCUUCAAAAUACUGAUCAAACUACACCUUCUGAAACUGACUCUUAUAACCUAGGAUCUCUCAAAAACAUCGAGAUAAUCUCUGCUGAAAAGGCAUUAUCAAAGCCUUCUGAGUCAAGUAGUUCCCCUUCGAAAAGCAUUUUAAAAAGAAGGGGAGUUAGUACUUGA